Molecule: messenger RNA, 4688 nt
Organism: Trichomycterus rosablanca
Lineage: Eukaryota; Metazoa; Chordata; Actinopteri; Siluriformes; Trichomycteridae
Gene: luzp1
Product: leucine zipper protein 1
Exons: 4
Coding region: 441-3458 (1005 amino acids)
Source: RefSeq, a predicted model, not a curated record
UUUUUUUUCGUUGUCUACUUGUCGAAGAAUCCUGUGAUUUAAUCUCGCGGCGCAGCGCACAAACCGCGAGAGCGGCAAGAAAAUCAGCGUGACUAGGAUGUUCGCCACGAAGCUGCACUACAAACGAUAACUUUCAUUCGACAUUUUCGUCUGUUUUAAUCGGAACGAACAACCUCCAAUAGUCGUCCACGUGUCGAGGUAAAUGAGAAGUCCCAGCAGACUUGUGAUGGAGCCCUGGCAGUUGAAUGGAUGAAACUGCACAGACGUUAAAAGGGAUAAAAAACUGUUUAUGUGAUAUCCCUCUGGUUUAAGGAAAGAUAUCCACCAUCCCUUUUCUUCAAACUUCCAAACAUGCAUCCAUAACAUUCCACUACACAAAUGUGUUCCCUUUCAAAAAGGCUGCAUAUAAAUCCUACGGUGGCCUAGCAUUAGAUUUUAUUAUGACAGAAUACAAGGACACAACCAAUCGCCAUCUGAAGCACAAGCUUCAGAGUCUGGGACGGCGCCUAGAUGAGCUUGAGGAAGCAACAUGUAAGCUCCAAAAAGCUGAGGAUGAACUUUUGGAUCUCCAAGACAAGAUAAUUCAGUCAGAAGGUAGCAAUUCCAUUUUGCUCAGCGAUGUUGAGGCACUUCGAAAAAGAGUCCUAAAAAUUGAAGGAAAGGAUGAGGAGGUGAGAAAAGCUGAAGAUCUCUGUCGUUUAAUAAAGGAGAAGUUGGAGGAAGAGGAGAACCUUACCAAGGAGCUUAAAGCAGAAAUUGAGUACCUUCAGUGUAGAAUGACUGAAAUGGAGAAGUUGGAAGAGGCAUUUGGGAAGAGUAAGUCAGAAUGCACUCAGCUAUGUCAUAGCCUUAAUGAGGAAAAAAAUCUCUCUAAAAAGCUCUUCUCUGAAUUAGAGGUUUUGAGAUCCCGAGUAAAGGAAGUGGAUUUUUCUGAGGCCCGUCUGAACCGAGUAGAGCAGGCCCUAAACACAGAGAUGGAGAAACUGAAAUGUCUCACAAAGACAUUUGCCAUAGAGCGCAAAAAGCUCCUGGAAAAACAAAAAGAGGAUGAGAAAAUCAUUCUUAAACUGACUGAGAAACUUGAACUCCAAAAAUGCAAGCUGGGGUUGUCAGACAGUAGCUGCAAUGAGCUUUGGAUUGAGGAUGAUCUCUCAGCAGGCCUGAGUAACAAAUUUGCUCAAAAGAAGAGCCUAGACUAUGUAAAGUGCUCACAUGAAAGCUUUGGAAACAUUUCAGAGAAUGAGAAACACUGCCUAGAGGGGCAAGAGGACAACAAGGUCAAAGACCUUACACAGGAACUUGAGAAACUAAAAAUACGUCUGAAGCAGCUUGAAAUGGUAGAGGAGGACCUGAAAAAUAUGGAUUGCAAGAAUGCUGAACUAGAAGAAAUGUUUCAACAGGAGAGGAGUCGCAGCCAUGCACUAAGGGAUGAACUUGAGCAGCUAAAGAUUCAGCUUUUUACUGGCAGUGUUUCCAGAACAACAAAUGUUUUUGAGAAUGGUAAACCCGAAACUGAGAUCAACAUUAGGAGAGGUUUAAUACAGGAGAAAUUGUGCUAUAAGGGUGUGGCUUCUGGUGAGCCUGUUAUCUCAAGAUAUAAAAACAGAGACGUCUCACCUCAGCAGUGCAAACUCAAGAACAAAGAAAUUAUCCACUCAUCAGAAAACUCGCCCAGGACUCUGAGAAGGGCCCAAAGUCCUGCCCACAGGUCUAAGAAAACUGGGUUAAAAUUGAGCUCUUCAACUACUUCUGACAGUGGAUUGAAAACACAACACAGUGUGGUGGAGGAACCCAGCAGUGCUCCAUCAAGCAUGAGCAAAAAGGUUUCCGUUCUUAGCCGUUACCCUCCUGCAGCUUGUGACCAAAAGCUAGGAAAAGCAUCAGCGAAGCUUGACAACAUUAAAAGCAAAAAAAGCAGAAUUGAGAAGGUUUCCAGAUUGUACACUGGAAGUGACAGUGAAUCAAACAAUUCAGAUGCAGCUGUGAACAGCUCAAAUAAGGUUGUCAGUCUGUCUUCAACGAAACAACAUAGGUCAUCUGAACCUGAGUCUUUAGAUCCUUCUCAAGAGACAGUAUUGAGUCUGUUUCAGGAAAACGGGUGUUGUACUGCAUACACAUCCAAUUUAACAGCACAAGAAGGUUACAGUGAACAUGGCUCUGAAGGUCACUCUUCAGCCUCAGAUACAGAAUCCACUGUUUUAAAACAUUCACUGGGUGAGCUAGACACAGGGGCAAAACCAACAGAUACUAAGUUAGCUAUGUUCUCACAGUGUCAAAAUAAUUAUUUAGGUGGAACUACAAUAAAAAGGUCUUACAUUGAGGAGCAGCACAGGCCACUUUCGUUGGAGAGUGGAUCUCAGGAGUCUGUACAGACAUCUAUUGGAAAUGAGAUUAAGCGGGCCUGCAGUCAACGAGAGGGCCUUUGCUCUAAGGCAGUCAUCAAGCCAGUCAUCACAGAAUAUGACAGGAAGGAAAUCAUGUCAGGUGGGAUUAUAGAAAUGUUGCCAACCACCGAAAAACCCAUGAUGUUGACCAAGCCUAACAAGAUGACCAGCAGCAUCACUUUCUACCCCAAUGACCCUAGCACUUUUCAAACUAGCAGUCAAAGCAGCAAUGUAUCAAGUGACACUCCAUCUAAGGAACGACAUACUUCCACUAGCAACAUUGUUAUAGGACCCAGCACUGACCUCAGAGGUGGCAUAUGUAUUCCCUAUGAAAUCUCUAUUCCUAAGAGUGAGAUUACUCUUCGGCAAAAUGAGGGCGACAGUGACUACUCUAAUUCUUCCAAUGUCUUGGACACAGCUUGCAUAGAGACAAGCGUUUUGUCUCAGAACAGCUUCAGCGUUCAACCUGCAGAAAUUAAUUCCGACUUUAUCAACACUGAAUUUGGACCUGAUAGCAGUGGCAGUAUUGCUACCACUGCUGUCACCAGUUGGAAGAGCAAUAGCAGCAACCGUCACUCAUCUGUGAACAUAAAUGCACCAGAUACAAGAAAUGUGACUGUUAGAAAUGCUUGGAAGAAUCAAGGGGCAGUAUCUUUAGACCAUUCUGGUCAGAGGCCAAGACAAGGUGGUUUAGAUGAUGAGUCUACUACAACAUGGAGAGCAUACAGAGCUACCACAGUCCUGGACACAGAUGAAACACUCCACAAAGAAAACACCACACGAAGUGGAAAGCCAAGCCCAGCAGAGACGUACAUGCUAAGAAUCAGCAGUGGUAAAGAUUGUCUAGAACCUGUGCCCAAAAACAAACAUGUUGUGUCAAUAUUAGACAGUGCUCUUCGAAGGUGCAUUCCUCAUGAGCCUGUGUGUGGAAAAAAACUGCAAGCAAGGAGCCGUAAAGAACCUACAGCUGUUGAUACACGUGACUCUAGCUCUUGGAGAAAGCAGGUCACAAGAGGCAGAGGGUCUUGGACAGAGGGAAGUCGUCCUUGGAGUAGCCGUCAUGUUGACAACUGACUGCAUAAUAAAGAGGUCCAUGUGAGCUCAGUGCUGCAUCUCAAUACUAAAAAAGCUUUCGCACUGUGACAUUAUCCACUGAACUGCACUUCAAUUUAGCUAAUUCCUCCCAUACCUGCAAUUUCCUGUCUACUCCCAUAGUAACAGAUAGAUGUGUCUGGGACAAGAAGAGUUCCUUAAAAGAGGAAAGGUCAAGACAAUUAGAGCGAGUGAUAAGUGUGAACGCUUAUCGCUCUAUUACUUUGGAGGCCAUGCUAAAGUUGUAGUUUUGUGUUAAAAAUAGUAGCUCAGAUUUUAAGCUUGAUUUUUCUUAUGCUUUAAUCCAGGAUUUUUAAAUCAUUCUUUAAUCAAAGAUUUUUACUUUGUCUUAAGUGCAAAGUCACACAUUUCUUUUCUUUUUGUGUAACUUCAUGUUUAUGCUUAGAUGCUCUUCUGGUCACCCUCAUACUGGGACUUUAAAUUUGGCCAGCAGAAAAUAGCCACCAGUACUGUAAAUGCAUGCAUUGAUCUAGAUGGGUUUUAUGGCAGACAGGCUGCUUCUAAAACUUAUUGGGAACAUUAAGCUAAUUGUUUGUUCAUCUAAAUAUGGCUAAUUAUUUGUAAUAAAAAUUCCCCCUGGGUGGUUUGUAUGCCUAAAGUGGAAUCUGCACUCCUGCAAGCUUUGCACAGACAAAGGAACAAAAGACAUUGUGUUUUUCCCCUAUCAAACUUAUAAGUAACUGAGAGAAGUCACAAAGCAAAUUGACAGUUUACACCUGACUAAACUUUAGUUUACCAUGACAGGUGUGUUAACUAUGAUGACAAGCUUCGGCAGUACAGCAUAAGCAUUUGACCAAAUGUAUACACUACAGUUAUGCCUCUCAGUCUUACAAGUUAUAUGUAAAAAUUCCAUUUGAGAGAAACACAUGCAAAAUCGUUCUUGUAAAUUGUACAGCUGUGACUAUUGUACCUGAUUUCUUUCAUGUAUGCUGUCAGUUUCUGUCAGACUUAUUAUAACUUGGUGCUUACUGCACAUAAUUUCCCUCUUCAAAAACAUACAUCUCCAGUCUGUAAAGCUUUAAAAUGGUUAAAACACCUCUUAUACAGCACAUGUUUUCCAUGAUUACACAAUGCCUGUAGGAUUCACCUCGCAAUGUACAAAUGUUAAAGGACCUGCUGGUAAUUUAUUUUUAAUACAGAAAAACAUGUCAUGGCUGUCUAAUUGUCUUAGCUCUUUGGUCUCAUUUACUG